Molecule: messenger RNA, 642 nt
Organism: Coniophora puteana RWD-64-598 SS2
Lineage: Eukaryota; Fungi; Basidiomycota; Agaricomycetes; Boletales; Coniophoraceae
Product: phosphatases II
Exons: 2
Coding region: 1-642 (213 amino acids)
Biological process (GO): protein dephosphorylation
Cellular component (GO): cytoplasm
Molecular function (GO): protein tyrosine/serine/threonine phosphatase activity
Source: RefSeq, a predicted model, not a curated record
AUGGCUGGCUCAUUGGACACAGACAACCAGAAUCACGGUAGCACUGCACCUCCUAUAGUUUCUUCUGUUAGCUUUCUCCCACCUACUAUCACGCGAAAUGCCACCACCAACGAAGACUACUUCGACCGGCGCCGCCUCCGCCUGCUGUGCACGCGGAAGAUGCCCGCCACGAUGGAGGACUUCGCCCCCCAAGCGAGUGAAAUCCUCCCGGGCCAACUGUGGCUCAGCGACGUGUACACGGCGACGCUUCCCACUGCACUCGAGCGGCUCGGUAUCACCCAUGUUGUCACCCUCAUGCGCGAGCCCUGGUAUGAGUACGCGCCUGACGUCAGCCAGCUGAUAGUCCCGCUCGACGACACGAUGAGCGAGGACGUGCUCUCGCACUUCGAUCGCGUCUCGGCAUGGAUCCAUGAGGUGCUGAAUAGCGUUCCCCAAGCGCGCGUCCUCGUGCAUUGCGUAUGGGGCGUCAGCAGGAGCCCGACGUUUGUUAUCGCCUUUCUGGUUGUGAAUAUGGGUAUGUCGGUGAUGCAGGCUUUCGACUUUGUCAGGGCGAGGAGGAUUAUCGCGUGCCCUAACCGCGGCUUUAUGUGGCAGCUCAUGCGUUACGAGGCCCGACUGAAGCGUGUGUCUGUACCGGCUUAA